This is a messenger RNA of Engraulis encrasicolus (European anchovy), 2810 nucleotides long. RefSeq names its product WD repeat domain 13 (gene wdr13). Gene Ontology annotation, molecular function: protein binding; promoter-specific chromatin binding. The record is from RefSeq and is a predicted model, not a curated record. Gene Ontology annotation, cellular component: nucleus. Lineage: Eukaryota; Metazoa; Chordata; Actinopteri; Clupeiformes; Engraulidae. Bases 123 to 1571 code for a protein of 482 amino acids. The transcript is spliced from 10 exons.
AAUGUCAUGUGACCCAGCUGGUAGCUGUCAGCAGCAGCAUCUACGGUAGAAUACAUCGGUGAGGGAUAUUGGCAACAAGUUCCAUGCCGCCACAUCCACCGUAGGCUACCCCUGUGUGUGGAAUGGCUGCUGUCUGGCAGCAGGUCUUGGCAGUCGACGCAAGGUACAAUGCUUACCGCACGCCCACGUUCCCCCAGUUCCGCACGCAGUACAUCCGCCGCCGCAGCCAGCUGCUGCGCGAGAACGCCAAGUGCGGCUUUGAGCCGGGGCUGCGCAAGCAGUACCUGCGCGUGCGCAGCCAGCUGCUGGCCCUGCGCUAUGGGCCCCUGUCCGAGCAGAGCAGCUUCAGGGCUAGCAGCGUGCGCAGCUCCCGCACCACGCUGGACCGCAUGGAGGACUUCGAGGAGGACCCCAGGGCCCAAGGAGCUCGGGGUCACCGGCGCUCUGUGAGCCGAGGCUCCUACCAGCUACAAGCACAGAUGAACCGUGCGGUCUACGACGAGAGGCCCCCUGGCAGCCUGGUGCCCACUUCGGUGGCGGAGGCUAGCCGUGCCAUGGCAGGGGACACCACACUGAGCGAGAACUAUGCCUUCGCUGGCAUGCACCACAUCUUUGACCAGCACGUGGACUCGGCCGUUCCAAGACUGCAGUUCGCCAACGACGACAAGCACCUGCUGGCCUGCUGCUCACUGGACGGCACCCUGUCAAUCAUGACGCUGUCCCCGCCCCCUCCGGCGGUCAAAGUGACCCUGCGCGGCCACGCGGGGCCCGUCACCGACUUCGCCUGGUCGCUGAGUAACGACGUCAUCGUGUCGACGUCAAUGGACGGCACGCUGCGCAUCUGGAACACAGAGGACGGCCGCUGCAUCCGGGAGGUGGGCGACCCAGAGGCCAGCGAGCUGCUCUGCUGCACCUUCCAGCCCAUGAACAACAACCUCACCGUGGUGGGGAACAGUAAGCACCUGCUGCAGGUGGUGAACAUCUCCACAGGUAAGAAGGUGAAGGGCGGCUCCAGUAAGCUGACGGGCAGGGUCAUGUCCCUCUCCUUUGACGCGCCGGGGAAGAUCCUGUGGGCCGGAGACGACAGGGGAAGCAUAUUCUCCUUCCUGUUCGACAUGGCCACAGGUAAGCUGACCAAAGCGAAGCGUCUGGUGGUGACUGAGGGCAGCCCCAUCUCCAGCAUCUCUGCUCGCUCUUGGAUCAGCCGCGAGGCCAGAGACCCCUCCCUACUCGUCAACGCCUGCGUCAACAAGCUCCUCCUCUACAGGGUGGUGGAUAACGAGGGAACUCUGCAGCUGAAGAGGAGCUUCCCCAUCCAGCAUGCCUCCCAGCCCCUCCACAGCAUCUUCUGCCCCCUCAUGUCCUUCCGCCAAGGGGCCUGCGUAGUGACGGGCAGCGAGGACGCGUGCGUGUACUUCUUUGACGUGGAGCGUAACACCAAGGCCAUCGUCAACAAGCUGCAGGGCCACAGUGGCCCUGUGCUGGACGUCAGCUUCAACUGCGACGAGUCUCUGCUUGCGUCCUCCGACGCCACCGGCAUGGUCAUCGUCUGGAGACGCGAGCAGAAGUAGGAACAACAAUUAACAACAGCCAAGCGCAGAGUACAACCAACCAAACACCACCACUACUACUACUACCAUGCUUCCAUGACGGCAUGGUUAUCUAGGGUGUAUUUCAAGAACAUGGUUACGUGAUUAACCAGGCUUUAGUUAACCUUAGUUAACAAGUGGUAAACUUGCUAAUAGAUAGCCUACAAGAAUCAUUUACUGAAGGAAAUGAGGACUCCAGGCUCUUCUAUUAGAUAUUUACUACUACCACAAGGUUAACUUAACCUGGUUUACUACUCGACCAGCUUCUUGGAAUUACCCCCCUGGAGGCGCAAGCAGAAGUAACAACAACAACAACAACAACAACAACACCACAGCAGCGCCAAGUACCACCAUGACCAUCACCACUACUACUACCACCACCAUGCUUCCAAAGCGCCGGCAACCACCAAAGCUUUGGGCGCUGGUCGGACCAGUGCGUCUGAUCAUGUGACCCAAUGACUGUACAUGUAUGGACAUGACACAGUUCAACAUAUUUGAAGCAUUUUUAAGUUGUCAAUUUGCAACCAGAAUAAAGAAUUUCCUGGUUGGAAAUGCCAAUCAGAAACACCCACUCCAUAUAUCACGUCCCGGUCUGAGUGGGUGUUUCCGAUUAGAAUGGAAUAGUGGGUGUUGCUGGGUAGAAUGGAAUCUUGGUGUCCAUUCUAAUAUACAGUCAUUGGCAUGACCGUUAUCUGUCCGUUCCUUUGUGCUCCAUUAUGUGCAAUUAGGCCUUUACCUCACCGGGUUAAAGACUCACUCUCUUUUUUCCGUCCGGCUACACAAGCCAUUUGAAGAGAUGCCGCCUUCGUCUGACAAAAUAGGGUAGGGGAGUGUUACUUGUAGCAAGUGUAUUGCUACCUGUAUGUUUGUAAGUGCAUUGUCACAGUUGCUUAGAAAAACUGACUGCUGUAUACUGGAAGGGGUGGGGGGGAUUCUGUACUACAUGUCCUUAAUUUCAGCGGCAUAUGUAUUUGUCUGCUGUCAAUGUUGGUCUUAAAUGACAUUUGCACGACACUAUGUGGCACUGCCUUGCAGUUCCCGAGGAAAAGUAUAGAAAAAAAUAAUGAAGAGAUUAGAAACAUAUCAAAAUGGGAGUUUUUUAUUUGUGUUUUUGUGCGUUUAAUGUAAAGGUCAUGCUGGCUUACACUACAAAACUACUGUCUGAUGUAUUUAUGACAUGCAUUGUUCCGAUAUAAUAAAUGAUAUACAUUUAUCAACUUA